Sitophilus oryzae (rice weevil) is the source of this 2539-nucleotide messenger RNA. It is a transcript of the gene mre11, whose product is annotated as double-strand break repair protein MRE11. Gene Ontology annotation, biological process: mitochondrial double-strand break repair via homologous recombination; double-strand break repair via homologous recombination; mitotic G2 DNA damage checkpoint signaling. Gene Ontology annotation, cellular component: Mre11 complex; nucleus. The transcript has 6 exons. NCBI's taxonomy places the organism in Eukaryota, Metazoa, Arthropoda, Insecta, Coleoptera, Curculionidae. The record is from RefSeq and is a predicted model, not a curated record. Gene Ontology annotation, molecular function: 3'-5'-DNA exonuclease activity; DNA endonuclease activity; manganese ion binding. The coding region runs from base 115 to 1911 and encodes 598 amino acids.
AUAUUUAAUCUGUGGUAACUAAAGUUGAAUUUUAUUUACCCGCGCUGUUUAACCUAAAAAUUCUAGAGUUUUUCGGCUCAUUUUAAAAUAACUUUUUGGUAUAUUGGAAAGAAAAUGAGUUCUCAAGAGAGUCAAGAUGAAAACGAAGAUGUUCAAGGGGAAAGGGACGAUCAAGAUGUACUUACUAUUCUUGUAGCUACAGACAUUCAUUUAGGAUAUGGCGAAAAAGAUCUACUUAUAGCCGAAGACUCGUUCGAUACGUUUGAGGAAAUAUUGAGGCAUGCCAAAGAGGAGAACGCCGAUUUUUUACUGUUGGGCGGCGAUUUGUUUCAUGAUACCAGGCCUUCCAGUUAUGCUCUUAAUAAAUGUAUUGAGCUACUAAAAAGGUACUGUCUAGGUGAUAGACCUAUUCAAAUCGAGUUUCUCUCUGAUCCAGCAUUCAAUUUCUCAAGCACAGUAAACGAUACUGUAAACUAUGAAGAUCCGAACUUAAACGUAGAACUUCCUGUUUUUUCUAUUCACGGCAACCACGAUGACCCUACAGGGGUACAACAGAUAUCCGCUUUGAAUAUAUUAUCCUCGACAGGCUUAGUUAAUUAUUUCGGAAGGUACAACAGUUACGAAAGUAUUGAUAUCGAGCCUAUAUUGCUUAAAAAGGGCCGAACCAAGCUGGCUUUGUAUGGGUUGUCGCAUAUUAAGGAUGAGAAACUUGCCAGAUUAUUCACAGCCCAUAGAGUUAGUUUUAUGACACCUUCGGACACAGAUAGUUGGUUUCAUUUGCUGGUUUUACACCAAAACCGAGCUAACAGGGGGGCAAAAUGUUUCAUCCCCGACGAAGCGCUACCUUCUGUACUAGAUCUAGUAAUUUGGGGCCACGAGCACGACUGCAGAAUCAACCCGGAACAAACUGGCAACGACGUUUUUAUCACACAACCCGGCAGCUCAGUAGCCACGUCCCUAUGCGUCGGGGAAUCCCUAGAAAAGCACAUAGGCCUCCUCAAAAUCCACAAAAACCAAUUCAACUUGCGCGCCAUCCCUUUGAAAACUGUGCGCCCGUUUAUUUUCAGUGAGCUGGUUUUCACCGAAGAGGAUAAAGUGGAGAACCCUAGAGAACUCAGCGAUCACCAGGAGUUAGCUAGGAAAGUUGUGGGGAAAAAGGUGGAGGAGAUGCUGGAAAAAGCGCUGAGUUUAGGCAGGGAAGGUAAUAAGUUGCCUUUGAUACGAUUAAACGUCAGCUACAUCGAUGAAACGCAAGCGUUUAAUCCCAUAAGGUUCGGAGAGGCCUACGUUGGUAGAGUGGCAAACCCCGGCGAUAUGGUUAAGGUGAAACACCUGUCGGCCAGGCAGGCUUUUAGAAGGAACAAAAAUAAGUCCAACGACGAAGAUUUCGAAGAAGUAGCCGAAGAAGAGAUUCCAGCUCGCGUGGAAGACCUGGUUUUGGAAUAUUUCGAAUCAGGUCAAACGAGACCGUUAGAGUUUAUGCCCCUGAAAGCUCUAAAUGAGACAGUGUCCAAGUGUAUUGAGUCUGAUAACAUGGAUUACAUUGAGUCUGUUAUCAAUCAUUUUAUUGCCGAUAGACAGGCUAAAUUGGAAGCUGGGAAUGUUAGUAUCGAUAAGAUGGAUGAAUUUUUGGAGUCUUUAAGGGUAAACGAGGAGAAUGACGCUCAAAUGAUACGGGACGUUUUAAAUCGAACUAAAAGUCCGAGAAAAAGAACCAAAAACAAUUCGAACGAUAGCGAAGACUCUGACGAAGAAUCUACCGAUAUGAGUAUAAGAACUGUGGAUUCGCCUCCGCCAGACCAGGAAAGGCCUAAAACGGGGCCCGGUUCUAGAGGGGGCCGAGUUCCCGCCAGGGGCAGGGGAAGUAGAGGGGGUAGGGGUAGUAGAGCUAGAGGCAAAGCCAAUGCCUAAAAUACCAUAUUUUUGAGAGAAAAAAAUCCGUCAAAGUAGCCUUUGUAAUGAUAAUCGAUGAUAAUUUCUUUCGGGUCGACCCCUGUACGUGCAGUAUUCAGGGUGUUCAUCGAAAAAUAUAGAAAAAAAGUUCCUAUAAAUACAGGUCCAGAAAUUCGUAGCUUAUUGCUUAUUUUAUUUUUAUUUUAAAGCCUACUGUGACGCUGUUUUUUAAAAUAAAACACUUUUUUUUUAUUUGUUGCUACUUUUAUUGUUAUAUCGUUCCAUUUAAAAGAUUUUUAGAUUUAAGCUUAUCUAAUUUUUUAAUAAAAUGUAUUUUGUAAUAAAUAGUAUUAAAAAAGAUUAAAGUAGUUUGUGUAUAUGUUGAUCCUUACACAAUAUUAUAUUUUUAAAACGCUUAGUCGUGUUUGAUCACUCGGUAUAUAACCUACAUAUUCGCGUAAUUCUUUUCGGACCUAUUUAUCUACACCCUGUAUAUAAUACAAUUUUUCUUUCCUAGUUAAUACUGCUAAAAAAUAAAAGUACAAAAAGAAAUUGUCUUAAUAACGUCAUGAGUAAUUUUAAAAAUUAGAGAGAUUUUUAAUUGUUUACAGAAUUUUCUUCUGUAACAAAUAUUUAAUUAUAAAUU